GCUGAAUCGGUUACAUUUCCCGUGGCUCGUCGCGAUGGCACCAACGCCGACGACUGAUGGUGUGGGGAAAUAUGACAUGAAAAAGAAACCAAAGAGCAUUUCGCACAAGUUGUCGCGUGCGUUUGGUCUCAAGAGUCGAAAGGCUAAAAGCAACAAUGCCGCUCCUACCGAACCCGCGACGUCGACGAUGCCAGCCAACGAAGGCGAGAUCGAACGGUUGUUCAGUGAAGCGGUGGACAACAUGGCGUUGCCGAAAGCGGCCACCGAUCGCAUGCGCACGCUGCCGUUGAGUCAAAAGUGGCAGAUCAUUCAAGACUGGACUGCCAAGCAAAACUCGAAAGGUCGCAGCAGCGAGCACACCCAGCCGCUGUUCUGGGUCCACAAACUGCAAGAUGCCGUGAGUGAAGACGCCACUACGCUGACCCAUGAAGACGCGCGGCAGCUGCAUGUUCUCAUGCGCGGUUGCGACAAGGAGUGGCUCACGGCGUUUCAUAAAGAAGACGGCGUGCUCGCGUUGACGGAAUGGAUGGCUGCGGUGGCGUCGGAGAACCACACACCCCUGCUGCACGAAGCCAUGCGCUGUUUCAAAUGCCUCAUGAACAACCACCAUGGCAUGCAGCUGCUGCUGCAAGAACCGGACGCGAUCGAAGUGCUGGUACUGUGUCUCGACUUCGAAGCGCCAGAAGACCGCCGGGCGAUCACCAUCAUGACCCUCGAGAUGCUGUCGCUCAUGUGUUGGUUCUCUGAAACAGGUCACAGUGCCGUACUCCAAGCCAUGGAAAAGUAUCGCCGGGCCAACCACGAACGCUGUCGGUACUGGAGUGUGGUGGAGUGCCUCAAAGUCGGCGACAGCUUGGAACUGCAAGCUGCGUGCCUGACGUUCAUCAACACCCUCGUGAGUACGUGCGCGGCGCUGGACGACCGCGUGGACGUGCGCAAUGACUUUUUGGCGAUGGACAUGCUUGUGUUGUGUCAUGCGAUUGAAGAGCAAUACGAUGCCCUCGAGCUGGAACAUUCUGCGACGACGUACGGGGCGUGGGGGCAGGGGGAUGCCGAGAAGGCCGCGGCCAAGUCGUUUUCCAAGCAAGUGGAAGUGUUUGAAGGGCUCAUGCAUUCCGACAUGCAGGACACAAUCGUGCACGAUGUGGACUUGGCGAACGUUGACGCCGUGGUGGACAAACUCAAGCAACGCGCCCAUGGGCAUGGGUGGUCCGACCGGUUGCUGCACGCGUUGCUGGCGUUGCUUGUGAUUCCGGGAGAAAUUUCCAUUGGCGAAAAGAUGUGGGAAAUGGCCGAAGAAGCGCUGAUUCAAAUCACGUCAUGUCCGACGUACAAAGAACUCUCCACGAAGCGAGUGACGUUUGCCGCAGUCAAGUCGGCACUCCAACAAGCCGAGGACUCGGCGCACACCAAGGCCCAGAACCUGCGUUUGGAGGCGCAAGUCGCCCAACUGACGGGCAAGUUGGCAAUACUGCAAGCCCAACCGAUGAGCGCGGAGCAAGAGGCCAAGCUGGCCAAGCUAGACGACAGCCACGUCAUGGCUCUAGAACUGCAAGCGGCGCUAUCUAAAAUAUUGGCCUUGGAAACGCAAGUCGCAACGCUGCAGCACGACGCAGUGUCUGGUGGAGGGGCAGUCAAAGCUGUUAUAGACAAGCCUUCAGAGACUUCAAGGAACCCUCGACUGGAGAAAUAUGCCAAGCUGCUCAAGAUGGGAAUGCCGCGCGACCAAGUGGCGAUGAAAAUGCAGGUGGAAGGAAUGGACAUUGCCGAUUUGGACAUCAACGCAGUGGGGGGAAGCAGUGUCGCAUCAGCCCCAGACGUCGUUGCGAUGGACGACCCCAAGUACCAAAAGUUUACAAAACUGCUGAAAAUGGGCAUGCCACUCGAACAAGUACAGCUCAAGGCAAAAGCAGAGGGAGUGGACCCGUCGAAAUUGACUCUUCCAACGAUGCCUGCUUGCGGAAGUGCCAUGUCACCUACCCUCGACCCCAAAUACGACAAGUUGGUCAAGUUGUUGAAAAUGGGCAUGCCGAAAGACCAAGUUAAGCUCAAAGCACAAGCCGAAGGGUUGGACCCUUCCUUCUUGGACAACUCCCCAGUGGUCAAUACCGCCAGUACUCCAGCCAUCCCUCUGUCCGCUCCCUUAAGUGUCGCUGCGAUCGGUGGCAAGUCCACUGCCAAAGCGCCCGUGGCCUCUACACCUCCCGCGCCGGUAGCGUCGAAGCUACCCCCCAAGAAAGCAACAGUCCCCACGACUAAGCUCCGCGGGUUAUACUGGAAUGCACUGCCAGACACGGCGGUGGAAGGGUCGAUCUGGGCCAAAAUGGACGAAAACAAGCUAGGGUUGGACUUGACUGGCGCGCUGGACAAGGACUUCAGCCAAGACGGAACGAGUCAACGAACCGACUCGGCGAUGCCAGUUGCUGCUGUGGUGAACAAGCCCAAACUCGUGCACUUGGUAGACCCCAAACGGCAGCAGAACUGCUCCAUUGCGCUCUCCCGCUUUAGAAUGACCCCGAGCGAGUUGAAGCAGGCGAUUUUGACUUUGGACGAAGCCGUGCUCACGUUGGAACGGGUUCAAAUUCUCGAAUCCUUGGUGCCUACGCCGGAAGAAGUCGAGCUGGUUAAGAGCUACGAAGGCGACGCGACGCUGUUGGGGGAAACGGAAAAGUUCUUCCUCGCUGUCCUCGACAUCCCGCGACUAGCGCAGCGACUCCGCGCUGUCCACACGACGCACAUCCACCUGUCUCGCGAAGAUGACUUUCGAGCCAAGGUCAAGGUCCUGGAGAAGGCAGUGGGGGAGCUCACCACGUCGCAUCACACGGUGGCGGUGCUGGAGGUGGUGCUGGCGGUGGGCAACUACCUCAACGGAGGUACCCCUCGGGGGGGCGUGUGGGGCUUCAAGCUGGACAUCCUGCCAAAACUGGCGCAGGUCAAGUCCACAUCGUCGACGUCCAAGUCGCUUCUGCAUGUGAUCGCGGACCUUGUGGCGGCCAAGGCGCCCCAUGCCAACGGGUUCUACGACGCGCUGCCGUCGAUGGAGGCGGCGGCGGCGAUAUCGUUGACGCAACUGCAAACUGACCUGCGCGGCAUUGAAGCCGCCGUGACAGUCGUGCAACAGGAGUUGACGCUCCAACGCGACCCGUUUCGAGCGAAACUGCAGCCGUUUGUCACAACCGCCCAAGGGGACUGCGCCGCGCUCAAACAAUCGCUAGGUCGGCUAGACGGGCAAUUUCAACGAGCGAUUCGGUCGUUUGGAGUGGAGAAGCCAUCGUCGGACGGGGACAUGGCGCAGUGGUUUUUUGGCCUAUGGGCCGACUUUUGCAAGGCGUACAAGCAAGCGGUGGCCGACAACGACCAGCGGCGCAAAGAUGCGUUGAAAGCGGAUGCGAUCAAGCAGCAACAUCGACGGUCGGCCGAGCCGGAAGAUGGAGACUUGUUCAACCAGUUCUCCGAGUCGCUGGAAGGGGAUGCGAGGGAAAUUGUGGCCAAAUUCCGCAAGAGACACCAAGGGGGAGUGGGGAAGCAGCCGCAGGUACCAGCCAAGUCGGCGGUGCUGCAGAGCGAGUUGUCGUUGAAGCUGGCCCGCCGUCGGGAGAGUUCGAACCUUCGCCACAAGAAAUGAGUGGCAAACUUUUAUGGUUAAAACUGCUACGGCAUACUGCCUACGGUACACGGAGCUGUCGGAUAGAUAAGAACUUUAAUUCAGUGAGUAUUGCAUCAUGAACUGGGCGAAUUGGUUGCGGCUGCCUAGCACGAGAUGGCCGAGGUUGAGUGCCACGAUGUCUGCGUAAUGCGCGCCUCCCAUGAUGAACUUGAGAACUGCAAACAUGUCUACACACAUGGCUUGGACUGCGCGGAGGCUGUAUGCAGCGGCCUUGGCAUCGUCCACGUCCAUGACUGCGUUCUCAAUGGCAACGAGCUUCCUCUGGAGGGUGAUGACGUCGAUGGUGGUGCAUCGUCGGCAUCGCUGGUCGUGGCAUAUGUCGGCCACCACAUCGAGCAGCAAGUACAAGUCCUCAGUCAUGGUCAAGACGGUCGCUAGCAUUUCUUCGUAUUCGUAGUCUGUAAAGGACCGCGUGCGCUUGAUAGGCGGGGGAGAAGCCGCUGUGUUGGCGUCGGGGAGCCGGCGCUUCUCACGCAUGAUCGCAGGUGCGUGCUGGAGUGUGUUCGAACUCGUAGAUAGCUGCACUGGUCCUGAGACGACGAGCAUCCUGCCUGUAUGUAUUGUCUGUGGAAUCAAAGAAUGCAAUCACCGUCAGAG
This is a messenger RNA of Aphanomyces astaci, 4264 nucleotides long. RefSeq lists its product as hypothetical. The transcript is spliced from 13 exons. Gene Ontology annotation, biological process: regulation of cell shape; cortical actin cytoskeleton organization; cell migration. Gene Ontology annotation, molecular function: actin filament binding; small GTPase binding. The record is from RefSeq and is a predicted model, not a curated record. Lineage: Eukaryota; Oomycota; Saprolegniomycetes; Saprolegniales; Verrucalvaceae. Bases 35 to 3625 code for a protein of 1196 amino acids. Gene Ontology annotation, cellular component: WASH complex; cytosol.